CCCACAUACUUGUUCCUGAUUUGCCAGUCUACACAUCAGGAAUGUUACUGAAAGAGAAGCCGUCUCCUAAGCAACCAGAGUUUCCCCCCCAACUUCCGGAAGAGUCACUCUGAGGCUGCGUUCUGAUUGGCGACUGCGAUCAGAGAGGGGGUGGGAGAUGCAAAGCGGUUGGUGGGGUUUCCUGUCAGUCUCCAGCAGCAUGCAGUGUUGUCAACUCUGCUUAUAACAAGUGGAAUUGGGCUUUUUUUUUCUUCUUUCUUUUUAGUUUUUACAUUUGCAUUAAAGCAGCAGUGGAGGAGUCAUCAUUGCAGGAAAGAAGAUUCAGCACAGAGUUGGCAACACUGGCCGCGGGCUGCACAGCGGGUUAGGAUGUACCGGAAUGAGCCAGAGACAGUGAGGGGAUGAGAUUGGAGAUGCUUGCGUAAGGAAUGCUGAUGAGAAGCCAGUGAUUGGAGACCACCGGAACCCAGGCCGCAACCAGGGGAAUUGUAGGGAUUAUCACAGCUACGAUACAUUGCUCCGGAGGAUAAAUGCCAUGGAUAUCAGAAGGCACGAUGACUUAGAGGAGUCAGUUUCCAGGGCAACCGAGAGUGAAGCAGUGACUAGCUCCCUGCUGAACAGCAAGCGGCUGCAGGCUGGAAUAUCCCGCCAGCAUUUGACCCCGCACCCACUGCCCACAGACCUAGCAGGAGCCAACACAGCAUCAAGCAUAGGGGCCGUGCAGGAGCUGGCGGAGCUGAGAGAGCUGGUGGCAAAUAAAGAGCUGCUUGUGCUACAGCUGCACAGUCAGCUGAGGGACGUUAUACACAGCCAGGAGCUGAGCCACAUUGAGGUGCUAGAGAAAGAUGCCCGGCUACAGGAACUGCAAGAGACCAUCACUGAGCUGCACCAUGAGAUCUCCCUUAAAGACUCCAAGGCAGUCAUCCAUCUACAGGAGAAGCAUUAUUUGGAGAACCAGGUUAAAGCUCUGAGCCAAACGGUUGCCAGGGUCCCUCCAGAAAGCUGUAGUGUAGACUCAGUCUCUUCUGUAUCGAAAAGCAAUGGACUCCUGAAAGCUGAACUGGAUCGUAGAGACACAGAACUGAGGGCAGCUCAGAAAGAAAUUCUCACGCUACAAAACAGCCGAGACGUCCUCACCUCCGAGCUGGAUGCCCAGGAACAGCAGGUGUACAGACUACAGAGGGAGCUGAAAGAAAGACAGGAAGAGUUGGAGCAGAGACAUGGCAGAAUACAGCAGCUGUAUAAGGACCUGAAGACCACGUCUAGCCAGAGAGACGAGGCCCACCGACAGCUUUCCGACUGUAACCUGCAUCUGUCACAGCUUGAGGAGGAGAACUUUGCUCUGAGGGUCUGUCAGCAGAAGCAGGAAGCUGAGAUAGAUAAACUGAGAGAAGAGUCUCUGUAUGCACAGCGAGGGGAAGCUGCAGAGCCAGCAUGGGAUCUGCAGGAGAGAGAGGAUCUAGAGGAAAGACUUUCCAGGUCCGAGAGCGCAGAGCGGGAACACCUGACAUUAAUUCAAAGAAUGAGAGCAGAGAUGCAGGACACUAUGUUCAGGUUGAGUGCUAUGCAGGAAGAGCUGCAGGGGGCACAGGCCGAGGCGGCCUCCCUGCGAGGGAGAUACAGUAGGUCUCAGAGAGAAGCAGUGGAGCUGCAGGAUCGGGUCCUGGAGCAGGAGAGAAAGAACACAGAGCUGCAGAGGGAACAUCGGAGCACGCUGGAGAGUCUUCACAGAGCCCGAGAGCAGCUGCUGAAUCAGGAACAGUCCCUGCAGGAUCUGCAGGAAGAACGGUUACGGCUCCAGGACCACAGCCAGCGCCUAGAACAGGAGACUGGAGCUCUUCAUGCGGAGCUGGAGACCCAGAGCCUGGCUUUAAGUGAGCAGAACAGUCUUACUGCCAGCAAGCUGAACCAAAAGGAGCAGCAGGUGGACCGUCUGCAUAGAGAGGUGCAGGCUCUGAGGAGACAGCUCCAGCAUGCAGAAGAUAAGGUCCAGCAGCUGGAGUCCACACUGAAAAGUCUCCAGGAGGAGCUGUCAUUGUGUCGCACUGAGAAGUCCUCAUUGUCGGAGACAGUUCUCAGAUUGCAGAGAGAGAAACAAGACCUGAACAUCCAGCAGGAGGAUUUAGAACAUAAGAUGCAGUCACAGACUAGAGCCACAGAGAGACUGCAAGCCCAGCUGGCCACCUGCGAGUCUGAACAGGAGACAGCAUGUGAGAAGAUCACCGUGAUCCAGGAAGAAAGAGAUUCCCUCAAAAGCAAGGUCCACCAGCUUCAGAAGGAGGUGUCGCAAAGCGAUCAGCGACUAAGUGAGGCCCUACUCCAGGCAGAAUCUUUGCAGCUUGAUAUUACCAGGAGAGACACAGAAAUCCAAUCCUUUAAGGAACAGCUAAAAAGCUCCCAAGAUGCUUUGCAGAUUGCUAAACAGGAGAAGGAGGAAUGCAGCAAAGAGGCAGAUGUACAGGUCCAGAACAGAGAGAUAACUAUUGGUAGUCUCCAGCAGGAGCUAGCCACACUAGGAGAACAGCACGACGCAUGCAGGACUCAGCUGUCUCAGUGCCAGUCACUGCUGGAGCAGAAGCAACAAGAACUAGCAGCUGCAACAGAGGAGCGGAACUUGAAAGACAGAGAGAUUUCCCAGCUGACUAGCAACAUGGAGAAACUAGAGUGCGAUCUGGGGAUCGUCAGCGAAAAGCACAAAGCCGCCCAGAAAGAGGUCUCCAGCCGGGAUCAGGUGAUCCUGAACCUCCGCACAGAUCUGAUCGCUAGAGAACAGGAGCUGCAGCAAGCACGGAACGAGCUUGCGGAACGCGGUGAGGAGCUGAGCAAUGCUCGGUCCAAGUUCAAGAACUUGCAAAGCGAUGUCCAAAGCCUCCAGGAGAUCUGCUCGGAACGGGAAAGGACAUGCAUGGACAAUGAAACCCUCAUCCAGAGGCUGCAACAAGAGAGGGAGGAGAAACUCGCUGAGGUUCAGAGGCUGCAACAGCAUCUCUCAUCGCUGAGACACACACAUCAGGUAGAUACAGACUGUCUGAGAAGUGAUUCUCUGCGGCUACAGGAGAAGCUGGACUCUGUAAGCCAUAGCUCCAAGGAGCAGGAGCUGGAGCUUCAGCACUACAGAGUGAGAGCGGAGAGGCUCUCGCAGGACGUAACCCUUGCACAGCAUUUGCAGCUGCAGCUUGAGGAGCAGGUGUCACAGCGGGAUGCAGAGCUGCGCCAGCGGGACGAAGAAGUGCAGACGCUGCAGAAACAACUCUGGGACGCAGAGGAGCGAGCAGUGAGCGCGGAGAGUCAGUGUAGCUCAUCCAAUAGCAGCAUGGAGCUGUACCGCAGCAAGUACCAGGCCUGUGUGAGCCGGGUGGGGGAACAGGAGGCCAAUCUGAGACAGAUGGAAGAUGACCUGCGAGAGAUGAAGCUAGAGGUGUCUGAGCGGGAUACUCGUCUCUCGGCGUUGCGCGGGGAGCUCCUGGUUCUGCAGCAGGAGCUAGAGGGUAAAUGCUCCGAGCUGGAGAGCUGCGAGGAAGCCAUCGAUCAGCUGACACACGAACUUCAGGCAACACAGGCGGACUUGAGUUCAAGUCGUGAGCAAGCACAGGAGAGUGAAGAGAUCCUUCAGUCGGUCCGGGAGCAUGCGGCGAGGCUUCAGAACCAGGUGGUGGAGUUGGAGGAGGACCUAGUAAAACUGCAGACAGACUUUUCCACCUACAAAGCUUCGCACAGAUGCAGCGAUGGCAGCUACACGGACUUGGAGAGACUGGUUCGCCAGCUGACACAGGAACUGAGCCAUUCAGAAGAAGAAGUCCGGAAACAGAUGCAGGAAACGGAACGGAAUCAAAAUCUCCUCCUGGAAGUAAAACUGGAUUUGGCGAAGGAGAGAGAGCAAAGGAACAAUACGCUGAAAGACAUCGAGCGGCUGGAGCAGGAGGUCAGUAGCUUGCGCAGGAACACAGAAACACAGGUGCAAGAGCACAAACAUCUGGUCUCCGAGCAAAAGCAGCAGAUCCAGAAGCUGCAGGAGGACCUGAAAGAGAGCAGUAAGCUCACCGCCCACAAAGAGCAGGCAAUUCAGAAACGUGAUGCCCUCCUGCGUCAGUCAGAGGCUGAUCUCCUUCAAGCUCGCAGCUCUCUGAAAUCCCUCAAUCAGGAGAUAGAGCGCCACCUAGAGUCUGCCCGGGGUAUGGAGAGGAAACUGCAGAAUGCACAGAAAGAAUGUGACCAGAGAGACAGAGAGAAUAGCGCCCUCAGGACAGAAAUACAGGAGCUGAGGAAAGAGCUGCAAGAGACUUACAGACUCCACAAAGAAGCAGUGCAGGCCCUGGCGGGGCAGGAGGAGAAGACUCUUCUAGUGGAGAGCGCCCUGCAGAGCACACAGGAGCAGCUGAGCGAGCGUGUGGCUGAAGUAGUAAGGCAGGAGCAGCAUGGACGCAAGAUGGAAAGUGAAAUCCGCACACUGAGGGAGCAAGCCAAUGCCAGCGACGAGGAAGUGGAGCAGUGCAGGGCACUAAUGGAGCGCCUGAAAUCAGAGCUUAAUGAGGCAAAAAAGAGACAUCAGUCGUCUUCACAGGAGGCCAUGAAGCUGCAGCACUCACUGAGCAAACUGCAGCUGGAGCAGACUAGUGAUCAGGAGCAACACAAGGCUCUGCAGCAACAGCUACAGGAACAAAGUGUGACUCAGCAGGCUCUCCGGGCAGAGCUGGAGCAGCAGCAGAUACGCCAUGAAGAGCUGCAGCGGCAGCACCAGAGGGCCAAGGAGCGAGAGACCACACUGCAGAGAGAGGUGGAGGAGCUAAGCCUGAGGGUGAAGCACUCUGACCGGCUGCUGGCAGAGAGGGAUCGGGCACUGCAGAGUUUGCAGAGCAGUUACUCCAAGCUGGAGAGGCGAUGGCAGACCGAUCGGGAGGAGACCAGAGACUGCAACGCUCAGUUAGAGCUCACCAAGAGUGCUCUGCAACAAGCACAAAGAAAGAUCCAGGCUCAGAGCCAAGAGUCCAAGCAUCUGGAGGAAUCUUUAGUACGCUUACGCUCCAAUGAAGAGGCUGCACAGAAAACGGCAAGGGGGCGGAGUCAAGAGUUAAACACCGCCCAGGAGUGUCUGCAAGAUCUUAAGAACCAAGUCUCUGCGGCUCAGGCUGGUCAGCGGGAAGCGAGAGAGCAGCUCAGUGAGCGGAACAAAGAGUUAGCGGCACUACGGAAUGAGCUACAGCGAGUGCAGCAGAGAAAGGCCGAGCUGGAGAGAGACGCCGCUGCGCAGGAGGAGCGAAUCAGGCGCAUGAGUACAGAGGUGAAAGCUCUACAUGAUCUGCACCGGCAGAAGGAGCAAGAGGUAGAGGUAUGUGAGGGCCGCCUGCGCGAGCUUAGUAACCAGCUACAGCAGUGGCAGAGACUUCACCAGGAGUGCGCACAGCAGCUGAGACAGCGAGAAGAGGACACAAAGCAGCUCCAGGAACAAGUCGCUCUCCUGAUGGAGAAGAUGAAAGUAGAAGGCAGAGAGAGAGACAGCCUGCAGAAUGCAUUAAAUCAGGUGAAGCAGAAGUACAACAUAGCCACCAGUGAGGUGGACACACUACAAAGCUCCCUGGAAGCAGCAAGGUCAGACUGCCGGAGGCUGCACCGCGAAAGCGAGUUGGUCGUGUGCAAUGUAAACGAAUGGGUUAGCGAACAGAAAGAAGCCAACCAGACUCUGGGGGAGAAGAUUCGGGAGCAGAGCAAGCAGAUACAGCAGCUGACCACAGAGAAAGACCACAUGCAGGAGAUGCUAGAGCAGGUGCAGAAGGAGAACAGACACUUCAGGAAUCUAGAAGAUGAAAGGCGGAUAGAGAAUGAGCGGUAUAAGUUGACAUUGCGCAAGUCAGACCUGGAGCUCCAGCGUCCUAGUGAGGACCCAGGGACCCUGCGUUCUGCAAGACGGGCAUUUACCAGUGUGGGAAACCUGAGGACAAAGCCACGGGGGGGUUCUUGAUGCUGCAGCAAGCCAUGUGCUCAAGACUUUACCACGAUGUCUGCACAGUACAAACACUGAAUGUGUAGGAUGCCUUCUCCAGCUAGCAACCCCGGAGGCAGCAAGUCAUCCUAGGACAAGGUGCAUUACACUGAGACACACACUAAUGCUGGAUAUGUACAAAAGGUUAUAGCACCAAUGGAAGCCAAGCAGAUGGCAAGAGCAGCUGUUGAAAGCAAUGAGGUUCCAGUUUUGGACGUAUAGCACCUUGUACGCUGCUACCUAAUCACUGAGGAAUAAGAUAAGGUUGCAGUAAACAAAUACAAGCUCUAACUAGUGACCAUGAAUGAACACGUUGAGUCGGCUCAAAUCCAGAUAAUGUGAAGCACCAAAUUCUACACUGUAUCACAUACCACUCUUACACGGGUACCCAUCAUCCGCAGCAGAGGGAACUCUCAGGUAUGGCAGGAUCUCAGGCUGAAGACAAAGGAUCAACUUCUGUACUUCCCAGGAUGGAAAAUGGGAUCUGCAUAGUGGGAAUUCAGUUGCCACAGACUGUACAAGUUUCUAGGAGAACAGUAUAAUGCAUUACUCACUUACAGAGCAUAUUCUACCUAUAUAUGUGUGUCCUCAAUCAGUGCCUGUAUACACUAUAGAGGGUAUAAGGGAUGGACAGAAAAUUCACAUGCCAAACGGGACAAAUCUAGGAGCCAGCUUUACCUUCCCUAGGGGCAAUUCCAUUCUGUGCUGUAUCCGUGAAGUGCCCAAACCCCCACACCCUAUUGUGCCUUGGAAGCUUUGUUCCUACAACAGUAGGUGCCUUAGUUACCUGGCUCUUAGUGUUUGGCCAGUCCCGGCAUUUGCCACAAGGAAUAAUUUCACCUGCCAAAGGUAGAAGCACAAAUACAAUCAUUGCACUGUUUGCGGUUUAUAUUACUACUUUGUGUAAUUGUGAAUCAUUUUUACAGCUAUUUAUAUUAUUUUUUGUAAUAAAUUAAUC
This is a messenger RNA of Pseudophryne corroboree (corroboree frog), 6935 nucleotides long. RefSeq names its product polyamine modulated factor 1 binding protein 1 (gene PMFBP1). The transcript has 42 exons. The coding region runs from base 536 to 5956 and encodes 1806 amino acids. The record is from RefSeq and is a predicted model, not a curated record. NCBI's taxonomy places the organism in Eukaryota, Metazoa, Chordata, Amphibia, Anura, Myobatrachidae. Gene Ontology annotation, biological process: spermatogenesis.